Bufo bufo (common toad) is the source of this 2484-nucleotide messenger RNA. RefSeq lists its product as uncharacterized. The transcript is spliced from 2 exons. Lineage: Eukaryota; Metazoa; Chordata; Amphibia; Anura; Bufonidae. Bases 54 to 2297 code for a protein of 747 amino acids. The record is from RefSeq and is a predicted model, not a curated record.
CCCCACGCACCGGUUUCCUGUCUCCACAGAGCGCGAUUUGGAAAGAUCUGCAAAUGCCAUACUGUAUAGUGCAGGGUUGUCCAUCUGGUAGUGUACACCAGGAAGAGGGCGUUAUCUUACAUGUCUUCCCACCAAAAAAGGAGACUAUCUAUUUAUGGCUCUCGAAAAUUAACCAGGAUUUUGGAAAUGUUGACGAGUUUGUGGAAAAAGUCCUUCAAGGUAAAAAAUCUGACAAGUAUCGAAUUUGCUCAAAGCACUUCAGUCCUGAAAGUUACUAUCCCUUUGACGUGUACAAAAAACGCUUGAGACCUGAUGCGGUUCCAAACAUUUUUGAGCAGCUUUCACCUGCUCCACCAGCAAAUCAGAAGAGAAGGGUAAAGCGACGUAGAACAGAGGACAGUGAUUCUUUGGAAGAGCCUGGAUCUUUUGUGGUCUGUAGGCAUUGUAAACAGAACAUUCAACCAAAACCCAUGAAUAGGCUCUCUAAAGUCAGUUAUAUUGGAAAAAAAGAUAGUAUGACGCAAACAGAUCCAAAAAUGGUGGCGCAAGAGCCUUCAAAAUGUGAUAUUCGGUUAGCUCACAUAUACGAAGAUGGGGACUUUCGAGGAACACCACAAGCACCAUUGCCUUUCCCAUCACGCAACGUGGCCGUGGAGCCAUCAGGUCCUGUAGUGAAACAGGAAGCCUCUUCAGAGGUGGCUAUGAGAGAUUCUACAGUGGGCUUUUCACCUUUUACAGUACAAGCACAUGAAACUACUCCAAAUGCUUUGCAGGAAACACUAACCACUAAUUUAGGUUCACAUGGAUGUACCAAACGUGUAAUAAAUUCAGCCACCGACUACAGAGAAUUUUCAACUGAGAUCAAAGAAGAGGUUUGUGGUACACAGAAUCACAAUUUGAGUGAGAUGUUUCUGUCUUCCAAAAGUGGAGAUGUGACUUAUGAUGAUUAUGUCCAAGAGCGAAAGUUUAUAGUUUUUGAGAGUUGCCUUGAUGCACUCUUUAAGAAAAUGAAUUGCCAAAAAGUGAGUUCUUGUUACCAGCCAAUAGUGCACGUUGAAAAAGAAAGGAUCGGCUCGGCCAUUUCUGUAUAUGGAACGUGUGCGAGAAACCACCGACAACACCUAUGGCAAAGCCAGCCUAAAAUUGGGAACGUGCCCGUGGGUAAUCUUUUAUUGUCAUCGGCUAUCCUUUGCAGUGGAUCCUCUUAUCUAAAAACGAAACGUUUUCUAAAUUUGCUCGGGGUUUUACAUCUAGAUAAAAGUACAUAUUACACAAAUCAACAGAUGUAUUUGUAUCCAGCACUAAACCAAAUAUGGGAAGACGAACAGCAAAGGCUCUUUGCACAGGUCGGUAACAUGCCCGUCUGCGUGGCUGGCGAUGGACUAUGCGAUAGCAGAGGUCGCAAGGCCAAAUACUGUGUGUAUUCCUUGAUGGACGUUCACUCCAAAAAAAUCUUAACGUACAAUGUUGAACAAUUGCAACCUGGCUAUACUUCUGUGGGUCUGAGAAAAAUUGCUUGCAAUAGGGCUUUACAGUUUCUUAUUGACAGCUAUGUGAACGUUCAAAUGUUAUGCACAGGUAGGCAUGCUGGCAUCAGAAAAAUUAUGAAAGAAAAAUUUGGAGGCAUCAUCCAUAAGUUUGAUAUCUGGCACUUGGCCAAAGCUAUAGGAAAAAAGCUACUCUUAGCGAGCCGCAAAAAAAACUGUUCUGAAUUGGCCAACUGGGUUAUUCCCAUCAAAACUCAUCUUUGGUGGUGUGCUACUACGUGUGAAGAGAACACUGACCUGCUUGUGGAGAAGUGGAAUUCUCUCAUCCAUCAUGUUAUAAAUGACCAUUCUUGGAAUUUUGCUGGUCAAUACAAAUCCUGUGCCCACCAUGAACUCUCCGACACUGUGAAGCGAAGAAGAAAAUGGAUCCGCGCUGACAGCAUUGCACAUAAAAAUCUGAAGCAAAUUGUGCUCAACAGAAAACUUCAAAAGGACUUGCGCCACCUCUCCUAUUUUUGUCACCCUGGUGAAUUUGAGGUUUUUCACAACGCCGUGCAAAAAUAUCGCCCGAGACGCAUCCCCUUUGGUGUUGACGAAAUGAUUGCCCGUAUCCAGCUUUCAAUUUUAGACUACAAUAAUAAUGUUCAUCGUGUGCAAGAGCUAGCGAAACGUCAGACGAGGUUUUCUCACCCAUUCGGAACAUCAAGAUUCAAGACUGCUUACAGGAUGGCCAGGAAAGAACCAGGCAAUCAAGAGGUCAUCUUCUCAGUCAUUCGGCAAGUCCUUAACUUUGCAAGCGGAACACUUUAAAUAACAACUUUAACACGAACAUUUUUUUUCUUGGGUUGUAAAUCGAUCUUUUGAGCUUAGAAGAUGUUUGCUAAAUAAUUAGAAUUUAGAUGAUAUUACUUUACCUCUGACAAAUGAUUGUUUUUUUAUAAAUAUUGUCACAUUUUAAUUAAAAACAAAUACUUAUUUUCUACAAAUUUUCCUUUUA